GCGUCGGGGCUCCUUGUGAAUCUGCGGUGUACGGUGGAGUGCACGCGCAUCAAAGAAACCGCGCGUGAGAACCGGAAUACGUGUGCACGUUCAUCUGAGAGACCGCGUGAGAACCAGAAAACGUGUGCAUGUUCAUAUGAGAGAACGCGUGAGAACCGGAAUACGUGUGCACGUGCUACGUGUUGAGUUUACUCCCGGGUGUCGCGUGCGUUUCCCUCUCGCGCAGUAGUAAACUGAAGUUACACCGGGUUUAUUCCAGAGUAACUUCCGGUUUGUUUUCUGUUACGCCGCGCCUCUAAAACACGGAUCACACCAGACAAGUGUUAACAUGUCUGAAGAACCAGGAAGAAGCAAACAGACACACUCUCAGACACACUCUCAGUCCCAGACUCAGUCUCAGCCUAGUUCCAGUUCAUCGUCUGGUCCAGCUUCAUCCAGCCAGUCCUCUUCUGGUUCAGGGACGUUGAGCUCAGUGGACACUGUCCCCAUCACUGAAUUAUCAUCUAUACCUGAGGAGCCUGAAGAACCUGAGCCCAAAUACUGGGGCCGAAUAGUUCCAUUAAUCAGAGGAUUUAAUGUGCUCAACUGUGUGGAGAGUCAGUACUACUUUGGGCGGGAUAGUCGCAAUGAUUAUUGUUUUAACGACCCAAUUGUUCUGUCAUCACCACGCUACAGAACCUACAGCAAGAGACACUUCAAGAUCUUCAGGGAUGAGAGUGUAGUUUAUUUAGAGGACCUGAGUGGAAAUGGUACAUGGGUUGAUGACACUGAAGUUGGAAAAGGAAAACGAUGUCCAUUAAGUAAUAACUCUGUUGUGUCACUUGCAGACCCAAAACACAAAGUGUUUAUGUUUGUUGACAUGACUGAAGACGAACAGCCAAACUUUCCUAAAGAAUUCAGAGAAAAGUACCACGUUACACGCAAGAUUGGCUCUGGUGUGUGUGGGGAAGUAAAACUUGCUAUUGAGAGAGAGACGUGUAAAAAAGUGGCGUUAAAAACCAUCAACAAGAACGAUUUCCCCUCUGUUGGCACAGCAAUGCGUAAUGCAGAGCGAGAGAUCGAGAUCCUGAAGAAAAUUGAUCAUCCGUGUUUAAUCCGAACCGAAGAUUUCUACCAGACACAGGAUUCCUACUACAUCAUCUUGGAGUAUGUUGAGGGUGGUGAACUCUUCAGCAGGAUUAAGGCUCAGAAGCGGUUAAAGGAGAGAAUUGCGAAGCUUUACUUUUUCCAGAUGCUGAAGGCUGUGCAGUAUCUCCAUGAGAAUGGCAUCAUCCACCGUGACCUUAAACCAGAGAAUGUACUUCUUGCCUCCCACGAUGAUGAGUGUCUCAUUAAGAUUACAGACUUUAACCAGUCAAAGAUUCUGGAGGAGUCGAGUCUGAUGAAGACUCUGUGUGGAACUCCUACAUUUCUUGCCCCUGAAGUCUUCACUGCUGAUGCUACAGGUGGAUACACACAGGCUGUGGACUACUGGAGUCUCGGAGUACUGCUGUUCAUCUGUCUCGGAGGUUACCCCCCUUUUAACAGUGAGUCCGGUUCUAUGUCGGUACGAGAUCAGAUCAUCAGCGGUCAUUACUGCUUUAUCCGCUCACAGUGGGAGUCUGUCUCUGCCCAAGCUAAAGAUCUGGUGAAGAAACUGCUGGUUGUGGAUCCGAACAAACGCUUAAGUAUUUCAGAGGCACUGGAUCAUCCAUGGCUUAAUGAUGAGGAGAUGAAGCAGAUGGCGUUUAGUCUGAUGUGCCCAACAGAACACAAUGAACUGAGACGCACCGUACCAUCACAUACAGGAUCACAACAGCGAUUAUCACGAACUGAAGAACCACAGAGAAGAUCGAAACGUAAAGCUGAGGAGGAAGGGGAAACAUCAGCAUCUAAAAGGCGACCUUGACCCUCGACACAUUUCAUCCUGUGUGUAAAUUAAUACACUUUUUUUCUUUCUUCUUCAAUAAAUGGCUUUUAAAUGUGA
This is a messenger RNA of Silurus meridionalis, 1966 nucleotides long. RefSeq names its product checkpoint kinase 2 (gene chek2). Gene Ontology annotation, molecular function: protein binding; protein serine/threonine kinase activity; ATP binding. The coding region runs from base 329 to 1888 and encodes 519 amino acids. Gene Ontology annotation, biological process: mitotic DNA damage checkpoint signaling; protein phosphorylation. Gene Ontology annotation, cellular component: cytoplasm; nucleus. Lineage: Eukaryota; Metazoa; Chordata; Actinopteri; Siluriformes; Siluridae. The transcript has 15 exons. The record is from RefSeq and is a predicted model, not a curated record.